UGACAGAUGAUUCGAUUGACUCAAUUCAGUUGCCGAUUACGAGUUUUGUUGUUGUUAUAUGUUAAGCAAAAAAUUAAGUUAUUUUAAAUAAUAUUAUUACAUAAUUACACUUAUCCAAAUACCUCAAUUUUUUUAUAAUGCGUUUCAUAGUAAAGCAAAAUGGGUGUGGUAGUGAACGUAUUGGUCGCUUAACGGGUUUCUUCAAGUUUCCUGGUGCUGUAAUUGAAACUCCGACUUCUGCACUUUUUACCCAAGGUGGAAGCGUUGUGCAUUUAACAUCAGAUGUGCUGUCACGGGUGUUCUCCAGUCCUAAACUUUUAUGGGUUCCUCUUUCCAAUUCAAUUCAACUAGAAAAUGGUGUCAAAGUACAAAAUGAUGGAGUAGCAAAGUUUGCUGGUUUGCCGGGACAUGUGGCUUGUGCAACAUUAAAUAAUUUGUCUGAAGUAACACCAUCUGGACACUUUGAACCUAACAAAGUGCCACUGUGGACAAAAAAUGGGAAAAAAAUGUUAUCAGCUAAUAGAUAUAUGGAUGUAAUGGAAGUUUUCAAACCAGACAUAAUUUUGGCGAUUGCAGAUGGCCGGACGGCUCUCAAUGAAGGCUCUAAGAGGGUAUCGAAGGCUGUGAACAGAACAAGUCAAAUGCUAAAUGAAUGUGUAGAUCGUUAUAAAGCUGCCAAAGAACUACAAAACAGUACUCUUGUUGGUGUAAUCGUUGGUGCGGCAAAUCCGAAAAAAAUCGAUGAAUGUGUACAAAAUGUUUUGAAACAUGUUGAUACCUUAGGAGGAAUAGCACUGGAAGGUAUCACAGAUGGUACUGUUGAAUCAAUGGAUCUAAAUAUAAAGACGUUAAAUGAAGUUUUCGAGAAAGUCGGUAAUGCAAUUCCCAAAAAUUUGUUUCAUAUAAUAGAAGGGUGUUGGAAUCCGACCGUAAUAUUAUCUGCUAUUGAAUAUGGUUGGGACGUGUUUGAUGGCUCUUACCCGGUGAAGCUGACUAACGCUGGUAUCGCUUUGAAACUUAGUUUUGAUGUUACCAAAGAUAAUGAUACAAUGUAUUUAUUGGACAUGGUUGAUCAAAGAUAUAAGGAAGAUUUCACUCCUAUUUUAGAAGACUGUGAAUGCCUUGCGUGUAAGAAGCACACCCGUGCUUAUAUUCGGCAUUUAUUAAAUACGCGUGAAAUGUUGGCUUCAGUUUUAUUAAGCAUUCACAACCUUCAUCACUUCGACCAGAUGUUCUUUUACAUUCGUAAACACAUUGCCUCAAAUACGUUUGCAAUAUUCAAGCAACAUAUAACAAAGCAGUGUGAAAUGUUGAAGACAUUCGCACCAGAUCGAUAUAAGGGCUUAAACGAAGCCAUAGACAAGCAAACAUUUCAGAAAAAUAAGAAAAUACGAGUGAGUGAAGUACUGAGUAGCGGCUUAGUUAGUAAUAAUUGUACUUAAAUAGUUUUAUUAGAACAUCCGCCUUGUAAUUAUUGUAUUUUGUUUUUAUUUUGAAUAGAUAAUUAGCUUUGAAACCGUUUGAUGUGAUUAUAUAUAAGUAGUUUUUGUAAAUAAGGGUUCAUUUACAAAUUAAGCUAUUCUUACUAAAAAAAUAUUGAAGUGGAAGAAAAUAUAAGUGUUUGAUAGAAGCAAAUUUUAUACAAAGGAUUCAUUAUUUGGUUGUCGGUGCUAAUAAGACGGAGUUAAUUUUAUUUUUAAGUUCAGUGAAUGUU
Vanessa tameamea is the source of this 1714-nucleotide messenger RNA. RefSeq names its product queuine tRNA-ribosyltransferase accessory subunit 2. The record is from RefSeq and is a predicted model, not a curated record. Bases 138 to 1442 code for a protein of 434 amino acids. NCBI's taxonomy places the organism in Eukaryota, Metazoa, Arthropoda, Insecta, Lepidoptera, Nymphalidae. Gene Ontology annotation, molecular function: tRNA-guanosine(34) queuine transglycosylase activity. The transcript is spliced from 7 exons.